GGCUCCAACAACAACAUUUCCCUUUUCCCUUAUUUUUCUCUCAUGUUCUCGCAUUCAUCACUUUUUCCUUCAUUCAUAAAUACUCAUAAUUAUAAGAAAGUGUGGUGAAUGAAAUCAUCAUGGGAUUAAAAGAAUUGUUCAAUAGGAAGAAGAAACAGAUGGUCGCCCUUGCGGUCGGAUCUGAUUCUGCGCACGACACACCACCCAUAAUUAACUCCAGAUCACCAUCCUUCGACUCGCGUGUCCAGAUGGAGCAGGAGCUGGAACAGGUUUUCAAGAAGUUCGACGUGAAUGGCGAUGGCAAGAUCUCGGCCCUGGAGUUGGGAUCGAUCAUGGGCAGCCUCGGCCAUUCGGCGACGGAGGAGGAGCUUAGAACCAUGAUCCAGGGGGUGGAUUCGGACGGGGACGGCCACAUAGAUCUCCAGGAAUUCAUCGAACUCAACACCAAAGAUGUGGACUACGAUGAGGUUUUGCAGAAUCUGAAAGACGCUUUCCAGGUGUUUGAUAUUGACAAGAAUGGAUCCAUAUCGGCAGAGGAAUUGCAAGAUGUGCUGCAGAACCUGGGAGAGGAAUGCACAUUGGCGGAGUGCAGGAAGAUGAUAAGUGGGGUGGAUACCGAUGGCAAUGGAGCAAUCAGUUUUGAUGAGUUUAAGGUCAUGAUGAUGAUGGGAUCACGUUUCGAUGCUAUGGAACCCAACAAGACUACUGCUUGAUUAUUAUUAGUAUUAUUAUUUCUCAAUUAAUCUGCGUUAAUUUGUAAAUUCUCGACUACAUUGCUUUAUACUUACUUAUGCACAUUAAUUAAGUAAUCUUCUUGUCUGUGAGUUUAAUUGUUCAUAGGUUGGCCAUUGUUACAAGAUUAAUGGCAUUAAUGAGUUCGUUCAUGUGAUACAA
Molecule: messenger RNA, 894 nt
Organism: Sesamum indicum (sesame)
Lineage: Eukaryota; Viridiplantae; Streptophyta; Magnoliopsida; Lamiales; Pedaliaceae
Product: putative calcium-binding protein CML25
Molecular function (GO): calcium ion binding
Source: RefSeq, a predicted model, not a curated record